Molecule: messenger RNA, 717 nt
Organism: Stylonychia lemnae
Lineage: Eukaryota; Ciliophora; Spirotrichea; Sporadotrichida; Oxytrichidae
Source: the annotation of a GenBank genome assembly
AUGUAUGCUAUUUCCAAUUUUCAUAAGAUUUUCACCAACAUCAAGUCUUUAACCUAUAAAAUAAAUACAAUCACUGUUAAAUAAGAGUUCAAGCAUGGCACUCAAAUAAAAUAAGAACAUUUUGAUAUAAUUGGUACUAAUAACAAUUUUAAAACCUUCAAUGGAUUCUUUGAUCUAACGAUCAUUCACAGAUAAGUAAAAUAAGACAUCUCAAAGAUAGGAUAGAUAUAUACUGAUGGUAAUAAAAUUCUUGACAAAUUGAAUGGAUCAAAGAUGUUGAAAGAAUUAUCAAUAGUGUAAAAUGAAAAUAUAGAAUAGUAGUAUAAAUUGAUACAAUAAUUCGAAAAUCUAGAAAUUUUGCUUAUCAAGUUAGAAAGUUGUAUAUAUGAUAAUACACUUUCAACGCUGUUUAAUAUUGCUCUUGAUAAAAAGUUAAAACUUAGAAUAUUAUGUCUUGAAUGGACCAAUUAUUGGCAUGCUUUUGCACCUGAUUAAUUAAUUAGAAUUCUAAAGGAGAAUUAUCUACCAAGCCUUGAAAUACUAAGACUUGUUCACAAUGGUCUUGAAAUCACAGUUGUUGAGAAGAUUGCAAAAGUUUGCAAAUAAAGAAAGUUGCUUUUGGAAAUUCCUAAUAUUUUUAGUUCUCAAGGAUACAAUCGAAUCUUGAAAUCUAACGAAAAUCUAUUUAUUAAGUCCAUAUCUGAUUAGCAUUUUUGA